Molecule: messenger RNA, 669 nt
Organism: Saprolegnia parasitica CBS 223.65
Lineage: Eukaryota; Oomycota; Saprolegniomycetes; Saprolegniales; Saprolegniaceae
Exons: 2
Coding region: 1-462 (153 amino acids)
Source: RefSeq, a predicted model, not a curated record
AUGCCGCCCCCCGCGCCUCGUCCCAAGCAGCCGUACCUCAAGCGCAAGCCGUACAAGGUCCAGUUUGAGCAGCUCGACUGGUCCAGCGUCGGGGCCAAAACCAACAGCAACUUGGCCAAGCCCAAGCGCACCAAACACGUGCUUACCGACAAGUCUUGUCCCAACGUCGCGCCGGGACUGAACCUGGAGCUCCAGAGUCUGGCGACGACGUCGGUCGCGAACCAGUCCAACAUGAAGCUGGAGCUCAUGCAGCUCAAGCAAAAGACCGAACUGCAGACGAUUUUUCAUCUGCUGCCAUCCAAGAAAACCACCGGACGGAUCCCAACACUGUCCAAGAGCCAGAUCCAGCAAGUGCAGGGCCUUCCGAGCGCUCAGUAUGCAGCACUCGUCGCGACGCUCGACCGUGACUACAGGCAACUCAAGCCGCAAUUGCAGGACAACAUGGCCAAGCUCGCGCAGUAGUCUAACAACAACAACGUUAUCGAUGAUAGCUUCCUUUGUCAAUCCAGCAACUCGAACGCCAAACUGCUUGCAAACUCCAUCUUGGUCGCGCCAGUCCACUCGGUCUUGACGGCCUUGGCGAUCUCCGACUCCGGCAUCGCUUGGGGCUCGAGGACGACCGUCGCUGCCUCUUUCUGCAGCAUCUCGCCGAGGUCGACGAACGUCGUC